Molecule: messenger RNA, 1078 nt
Organism: Lampris incognitus (smalleye Pacific opah)
Lineage: Eukaryota; Metazoa; Chordata; Actinopteri; Lampriformes; Lampridae
Gene: mplkip
Product: M-phase specific PLK1 interacting protein
Exons: 2
Coding region: 103-606 (167 amino acids)
Cellular component (GO): midbody; nucleus; centrosome
Source: RefSeq, a predicted model, not a curated record
GUGUGAAGGUUAGCGAGCGGAUAGUGGGAGGGCAGCGUUUGCGGUAGACAACAAGUCUAGUUGGUGUUUUUAGCGGACAUUUUAAUUAGGCUGUCGGUAAAAAUGCGCAGAGCGAAUGUCAGCCAGCCGAGCAGCAGAGGGACGGGACCGGGAGGUUUCUGUAGUCCGGCAGCGGACAGAGGACGCUUUCCUUCUCCCGCUCGGGCGUCUUUCGGGUCCCCGUCUCCCGGCCCCAGAUACGGACAGUACGGCUGCUCCCCCCACUCCCCGGGGGAGUUCGGGGGCUAUAACAGACGUUAUAGUGGGGCUGGGGGGGCGUUUUACAACAGCUCGCCGACGCAGACGCCCCGCAGACAGGAGAGUCCUCGCGGAGGUUCCACCUUUAAAGCGUCUCCGUACCGAGCCGCCAACCCGGGCCCGCAGCACCAGCGCAGCUUCCAGGGUUCUCCGCAGGGCUCGGCUCCGUUUUGCAGGGACCGGAGGUCCGGCGGCGUUGAGAGAUAUUACAGCCCGUCUAUGUCGCAGGACCCGUGGGUUAGCCUACAGCCGGUGGCGGUCUCGGACACCCGGACCCAGUACAGCCCCCAGCACGGCCGAUAUUUCUGAGCAGCUCACAGGAUGGCGGAGUAAUGCAGUUUGGACCCAAUCCAGCAGCAGGUUGUGUUUGCUGUCAUGACAACGUGUUGUUCUGGAUGUGAGACGUCACCAGCAGUUUUUAUCGACUUCGGGACAGAUGGCAUAUGGGUUAGCAGCCGGGGAAAGUGCUUGUCUAACAGGCGUUAGUUAGUCUUCUUCUCCAGGUUAUGUAUUUGUACGUAAUGACUUCAGUUGAUACACAAGUUCUGUGUAAGCGGUUCUGAUCCAGACGCCCUGUCACGUGUUUUAUACCAAUACACCUCUUGUACUCGCCGCUCGCCACCGUCUCUUGUAACUGAUUCUUUGUCGCCAUUUCUACCACAUGUUUUCCUCAUCAGCACACUGAUAAAGGUUUUAUUUUUGAAAAUUAAAGUUUGUCUCAAGUGGCACCCACAUUAUUUUCUCGGAUUUCUCGUGUAUGUUCUGCCAGACUUACUGUGCC